Botrytis porri is the source of this 1080-nucleotide messenger RNA. RefSeq lists its product as uncharacterized. The coding region runs from base 1 to 1080 and encodes 359 amino acids. The record is from RefSeq and is a predicted model, not a curated record. The transcript is spliced from 3 exons. Lineage: Eukaryota; Fungi; Ascomycota; Leotiomycetes; Helotiales; Sclerotiniaceae.
AUGUCCAACGAGAAAUCAUCUCCAUCAACCUCCCACCACACUCCCGGAUCAUUCGGGCCCAGCAAUCUUACAUCUGAAGCCGAUCCCUCCACCUCCCGCCAACAUCACCUCAAUACACUAUCCGAUUCAAAUCCCCUCAAUCACAAUCACAAUCACAACCACGAUGACGACUCCACACCCCCCGCCUAUUCCGCCGCCCUCUCCUCUCCCGCCCCCCUCCGCUGCAACCCCCAUCUCCGCUCCCCAGACCUCCCAAAUCUGUCCUACAACCUCUAUCUCCCCCCUUCAUUCACCCUCUCCAGCGAUAAAACAACCAUCACAUCAUCCUCCGCUCAUCUCUCUAAUCCCGGGACUCUCCUCCCUCUCAUCACCGCUCUAUGUACUAUCCCCCCCAAACCCAUGUUGAGAAUACUAGGGCAGCGUAUGCAUACCCCGACUCCAGAUUUCGAUAUCAGGGUUAAUUUAAUGGGAUUGCUUGUCGGGGACGGAGAGCGCAAAAUGAAUUAUAUGAAGAUUCUUGGGAGAGGCGAGAUGGGAUGGAGAGGGGGUGUGAGGGAGGCGACGGAGCCUGAUUUGGGGGAGAAGGAGGGGAAGGGGUUGGAAGGGUGGGUGAGAGCUUUUUGUAGGGAUGAAGCGGGGGUUAAGGAAUUCAUACUAACCCGACAAAUCCCCAAUUUCCCAACAACACAUCUCCAGGGUCUGAUACUUGCGCUCAUAGCGCAGACAGGAUAUCCAGGACACACCACUAUCAGUUUUCCAAUCACGCAUUCGAAAGUUGUGGUCAGACCGCCAGAUAGAGUGAACUCGUUUUUUAGUAGCGUGGCGAAGGUUUUCAUGGGGACGAAGAGAUAUGAGGUUGUGAGUAGUGUGUGGCCGUUUGCGGAUGUGGGGAGGGGGGUGGAGGGGAGAAGGUGUGUUGUUAUGGGGGAGGAGGAGUGGUUUGAUGAGUGGAAAAAUGUUAUCGGAAGGGCGGUUGUAAAUGGGAAGAAAGGAUGGGUAACAGUUGAGGAUCGAUUGGAGUGGUUAAUGGAAGGACAGGGGAGUGUUGAGCAAUGGCGAUGGAAUGGGCAAGGGUAUUGA